Molecule: messenger RNA, 639 nt
Organism: Papaver somniferum (opium poppy)
Lineage: Eukaryota; Viridiplantae; Streptophyta; Magnoliopsida; Ranunculales; Papaveraceae
Product: probable small nuclear ribonucleoprotein F
Exons: 5
Coding region: 133-399 (88 amino acids)
Biological process (GO): mRNA splicing, via spliceosome; spliceosomal snRNP assembly
Cellular component (GO): catalytic step 2 spliceosome; U1 snRNP
Molecular function (GO): RNA binding
Source: RefSeq, a predicted model, not a curated record
UAUGAAGUGGAACCCUUGGUUUUCAUUCUUUUCUUCUCCUCUCGUUUUCUCUCGGUCUUAAACCCUAAAAAAUCCCCAAAUUUUCUUCAAGAAGGAUUAUCAGGAAAUCAGUUCUUGCUCAUCUCCAAAUCAAUGGCGAGCGUACCUGUGAAUCCGAAACCUUUCUUAAACAAUCUUACUGGAAAGACGGUCAUGGUCAAGCUCAAAUGGGGAAUGGAGUACAAGGGUUUUCUUGUUUCAGUAGAUUCAUACAUGAACUUACAGCUUGCCAAUACUGAAGAAUACAUUGAUGGACAGUUUACUGGAAAUCUUGGGGAGAUUCUCAUAAGGUGCAAUAAUGUUUUGUAUCUCCGUGGUGUGGCGGAGGAUGAGGAAAUUGAAGAUGCUGAUAAAGAUUGAAUGGGAAUGCUGAAGGUGGUUUCUCUGUAGCUGCACAACCAGUAGCUGGGGAAGCAUCAGCCUACUCUUCUUCUUUUUGUUACUAGCUCAUGCAUGCUCGCUAUUAUUAUUGAUGACUAUGAAAAUUGAACUCCUUUUAUCUUAAGAUACUUGAAAAUCUAGACUAGUGAAAGAAGAUGAAAUAUCUAUUGUCUGGAACAUAUAAGAGCAAUCUAAAAUCUCAAUUCUUUUUUGUUCCUA